This is a messenger RNA of Penicillium verrucosum, 2727 nucleotides long. Its product is annotated as polysaccharide lyase family 26 protein. Bases 1 to 2727 code for a protein of 908 amino acids. NCBI's taxonomy places the organism in Eukaryota, Fungi, Ascomycota, Eurotiomycetes, Eurotiales, Aspergillaceae. The transcript has 2 exons. The record is from RefSeq and is a predicted model, not a curated record.
AUGUUGAAACUUGGCGUUGGCUUUCUGGUUCUUGUUGGACAUCUAAGCCAUCAUGCCGUAGCAUCCAACUGCACCUCAUCUUCCGCAACUGCUCACUGGCUUGGUGAAAAACCAACGUACCAUGCUGGUGUAACUUUUGGUCUGCCAUGGCCGCAAGGCAAAUAUCAGCCCCAAGAGACUAUCUUCAGUCUGACUGGCGAUACUGAAGACAAAUCAGAAUUGCAAUCUUGGGCAACUGGCUACUGGGCCGACGGUUCCCUCAAAUGGACAGCGCAUGCCAUUGCCGAAUCAAACCAAAUCUAUGACCAAUAUACCGUUACUGCAACUUCACUGGGCUGUGUCAACAACUCGUCUUCGCCGUCAGAAUCCAGUGCAUCACAGAGCCCUAUCGUUGUAACAGAUAGUUCCGACGCGCUUACCGUCAACACGGGCGAGAUCACCGUCUCAUUUCCUAAAGGAGGGAACACCAUUAUUAGCAAUAUCAAGACAAAGGGUGGCAAGAUUAUCGGUGCAAACGGAAGACUUGUGCUCCAAUCUCAGGACUCGGUGCCGGAUAAUUUUGACAACCGAACAAAUUCUCCCAUCCAAUAUUCCAAUUUUGAUGGCAAUAUCAACGAGGUCUUUGUAAAUCAUACAUCGGCUCGCACGCUUGUAACUGUUCGUGGAAAUCAUACAGUCACCGAUGGUCCCGAUCACGAUUCGUGGCUGCCAUUCGUUGUUAGAUUCUACCUUUACGCCAACUCUGCCACUAUCAAAGUACUGCAUAGCAUCGUUUUUGAUGGAGGCGAGAAGGAUUUCGUCACCGGCCUCGGUAUUCGAUUCGAUGUCCCAUUGAAAGGCCAGGAAUACUACGACCGGCACAUCAGGUUCGCCGGUGUGGAUGGCGGCAUCUUCAACGAGGCAGUUCAGGGAAUAACUGGACUGCGGAGAGACCCUGGCGAAGAAAUUAGGGCUGCGCAAUUUGCGGGCAAGAAACUGGCAGACACAGAGACUUGGGACACCAGGGUCACCACUCGGCUAAAGUGGAUUCCAACGUGGGCAGACUACAGUCUUUCUCAGCUCACGGCCGAUGGUUUUGGCCUUAAAAAGAGGACCAAGGCUGGCCAGUCAUGGGUCAAAAUUCCCAGCGGAACCCGUGCUGAAGGCCUGGCUUAUCUAGGAGGUGCUACACAAGGAGGUCUCGCCGUCGGUCUACGGGAUUUCUGGAAGCGGUACCCUGUUGGACUUGACAUUUCCAAUGCUGCCUCCGAUACAGGUGAACUCACUUUGUGGUUAUAUAGCCCCGCUGCUGACCCAUUGGAUAUGCGACCCUUCCACGAUGGCUUAGGCCAGGAUGGAUAUGAAGAUCAAUUGGACGCUCUCGAGAUUACCUACGAGGACUGGGAACCCGGCUUUGAUACGCCAUAUGGAAUUGCUCGAACUAGUGAAGUAUACUUGUUCGCGUUUGACCAAACGCCAACAAGUGAAAAGCUUGCAUCGCUCACUGCGUACAUGAAUGAUCCCCCGGUGUUGGUCGCAGAGCCGAAAUAUAUCUAUGAAACGCAAGCCCUCGGCGAGUACUGGGCGUUGCCAGGAGUCGCCAGUCCCGCUGCAGCUACUCUGGAAGAUCGGCUCCAUUUCAUUUUUGACUUCUACAAGGGCCAAAUUGAGCAGCGUCGCUGGUAUGGCUUCUUGGACUACGGUGAUUUCAUGCACACAUAUGACACCGACCGACACACCUGGCGAUACGACGUUGGUGGUUAUGCCUGGGACAAUUCAGAGCUGUCACCAGAUCUCUUCUUCUGGCUUUACUUCCUCCGCACUGGCAGCAAAGAUGCGUACCGAUUUGCCGAGGCCCUGACCAGGCACACAGGUGAAGUCGAUGUGUACCACAUUGGUGACUGGAAGGGUCUGGGCACACGGCACGGUGUGCAGCACUGGAGUGAUAGCGCGAAACAGGCUCGCAUCUCUCAGCCGCAAUACCGAAAAUACUUCUUCUACCUCUCGGGAGGAGACGAGCGCGUCGGGGAGUUACUGGAAGAAUUGCUUGACACCGAUAAGACCUACGGGAAGCUUGAUCCUCAGAGAAAAGUUCGCACAGAUGGCUGGGAACCCAGUCCAAAUUCGACGAUCUCCUUUGGUCUUGGAACCGAUUGGUCGAGUCUCGCUGCAGGGUGGCUAAUUGAAUGGGAACGUCGAGGUUCGAGAUGGGAAGAGGCUAGGACAAAGUUGAACAACACGAUCUCAGCAAUAGCAAAUCUGACCAACGGAUUUGUGACCGGCUCCGGGCUGUACGACCCUGUGACCUGGACAUUGGGCCCUCCCCUUCCGACCCGGGUUGUUUCCGAAGCCAUCGCAUAUUUGGCGGAUGAUAUACCCAAAGGAUUCAAGCAAGCGUGGUUGGACUACUGCUACUACUACCAUGCCUCAGCGUCGGAGCAGAAGGACCGAUAUGGAGUGAGCUUCAGCAAAAUAAGUCUUCUCCAGGCGCAUUCAAGGCUGGCAGCGUACGCGGCGUAUGAGACUAAGAACAAAACGCUUGCGCUGCGGGCCUGGAAGGACUUUUAUGCUAGCGAUGGGCUAUUGCCGGAUGCCCCCUGGAACAUCACGCAUGUGGACGGAGACGGUGUUUUAGUGCCCGUUGAUGAGGCUGCUUGGCUUGGGACUAACGAUAUCGCCCAGUACGGUCUGGCUGUUAUUCAGAAUUUGGCCUAUAUUUCGGAUUCGCUUGAUGACUAUCAAUCAUGA